Penicillium oxalicum is the source of this 318-nucleotide messenger RNA. RefSeq lists its product as uncharacterized. The record is from RefSeq and is a predicted model, not a curated record. NCBI's taxonomy places the organism in Eukaryota, Fungi, Ascomycota, Eurotiomycetes, Eurotiales, Aspergillaceae. The coding region runs from base 1 to 318 and encodes 105 amino acids. The transcript has 2 exons.
AUGGAUGAACCGGGAAUCCUCCGCACUGUGACAAGGCUUGACUCUCGAGCGCUCCGAGCCGAGCAGGCAUAUGCGAAGCUUGAGCAAGAGGUCAAGACUCUGCAAGAGAGCCUAAGACAGUCUAGGGAGGAUUUUGAUCACGUUGCUCGCCUGCUAGAAAUUUUCUACGACCUCAAUCAACGAACCGGGGCUGUCGUGGACUACCUUCUUCGGGAGCGUGGGGUGCGAGAUAAAGAGGGGGAGCCACAAUCUAUCCAGAUCAUGCUGAGUGCUAUAUUGAAAGAGCUAGGGGAGGACGAGGAUACCGAACAAAGUUAA